AUGUCUGCCAAACCAGGACGUACUAUUUUAGCAUCUUCCAUUUCAAAGACGUAUGUUGACGAAAUCAAGGCCAAGGUGGAAUCGUUGAAGUCGAUAAGGCCUAACGGUCCGCUACUGGUGGGCUUUCUGGCAAACAACGAUCCAGCUGCCGAAAUGUAUGCCAAUUGGACGGGCAAAACGUGCGAGUCGAUGGGUUUCCGCUACGAACUUCGACGCGUGGAAGAGAAAGACUUUCUGGAAGAGACCAUCAUCGAAGCCAAUCGGGAUAAAUCAGUCGACGGUAUCAUGGUGUAUUUUCCUGUUUUUGGGAACGCUCAGGACCAAUACCUGCAGCAAGUGGUAGCCCGUGAAAAGGACGUCGAGGGCCUAAAUCACGUUUACUACCAGAACAUGUAUCACAAUAUUCGGUUUUUAGACGACGAGCAGCAGUUGAAAUCCAUUUUACCUUGCACACCUCUCGCUGUCGUGAAAAUAAUGGAGUACUUGAAAACUUACAACAAUCUUUUGCCGGUCGGGAACAGACUCUACGGCAAGAGGUGUGUGGUGGUCAACCGGUCUGAAAUUGUCGGAAGACCGCUUGCUGCUCUUCUAGCUAACGAUGGUGCUGUUGUUUACUCAGUUGACGUAAAUAACAUACAGAAAUUUACUCGCGGUGAAGGUUUGAAAUUCCAGAAACAUCAAGUUGAGGACUUGGGAGCUUUCUCCAACGAAGCUUUAAAGGAAUGUUGUGCUGAUGCCGAUGUAAUUAUUACUGGUGUACCCUCUGAACAGUACAAAUUUCCAACAGAGUUCAUUAAGGAGGGCGCUGUGUGCAUUAACUUUUCUUCUAGUAAGAACUUUGAUGAAUCUGUGAAAAGCAAGGCGUCUCUUUACGUACCAAGUACCGGUAAAGUCACUAUCUCAAUGUUGCUUAGAAACAUGUUGAGGUUGGUUGAGAACAGGCAGAAACUGCAGCAACUUUAG
Lachancea nothofagi CBS 11611 is the source of this 963-nucleotide messenger RNA. The record is from the annotation of a GenBank genome assembly. NCBI's taxonomy places the organism in Eukaryota, Fungi, Ascomycota, Saccharomycetes, Saccharomycetales, Saccharomycetaceae.